GGCAAGUACGCCGUCUCGCGGAAGCUCGGCGAGGGCGAGUUCGCCACGGUCUUCGCCUGCAGGGCCGGCGACGACGACGGCGCGCCCGAGCUCGCGUUGAAGGUCAUCAACAAGGCCAAGGUCCAGCGCCACAGCAGCAUCCUCAAGAGCAAGCGCAACAUCCGGCGCGUGAACAUGGAGGUCUUGGCCAUGCGCCGCUGCCGCCACGCGGGCAUCUGCCGCAUCUACGACGUGCUCCACUCGCCGUCGAGCGUUUAUCUGGUCAUGGAGAUGGCCGAGCGCGACCUGUUCACCUUCCUCGACGGCUACCCCGACGGCUGCCCCGAGCCCAUCAUCAAGCAGGUCAUGCGCAUCUUAGCAUUGGGCCUGCGCCACUGCCACAACGCGGGCGUCGCGCACCGCGACGUCAAGCCCGAGAACAUUUUGGUCGUCGGCGAGCCGCACGAGUGGGACGAGGCGUCCGAGACCAAGGGCAUCGUCAAGAUCUGCGACUUUGGCCUCUGCGCCGACAUCGAGGUGUCGUCGAAGCUCACGGACUUUGUGGGGUCGCCGGGCUUCUUCGCGCCCGAGCUCAUGAUGCGGCAGCGGUACGACGGCCCGCUCGCGGACGCGUGGUCCAUGGGCGCGGUCAUGGUCGAGAUGUUCCUGGGCCACCGCGUCUUCGAG
Aureococcus anophagefferens is the source of this 666-nucleotide messenger RNA. RefSeq lists its product as hypothetical. The transcript has a single exon. Gene Ontology annotation, biological process: autophagy; peptidyl-serine phosphorylation. NCBI's taxonomy places the organism in Eukaryota, Pelagophyceae, Pelagomonadales, Pelagomonadaceae. The annotation marks the transcript as partial. The record is from RefSeq and is a predicted model, not a curated record. Gene Ontology annotation, cellular component: cytoplasm. Gene Ontology annotation, molecular function: protein serine/threonine kinase activity; ATP binding.